AUGGACUCGGAGAGCGACAUCGAGCUGAUGGAAGAGUACGACCUGGAGGCGACGUCUGAAGGCACCGGUUCGUCGGAAGCUGACUCGGAGAUGGAACGGGGAGGUCGACGCGCUUUCCAGCUGAACAAAGACGCCCACCGCUCUGGAAGUGAAGAGCUAGAAGGUGAUGAAGACGAUGAGAGGGAGGCAGGAGAUGAGCAGUAUGCGGCAUUGAGAGCAACGGUUGUAGAUAUCGUCUCUGCCAUUGGAGGCCUGGAAGAGACCGACACGCCGGAUGGCAUUCGUCUGGUCUACAUCGUUGGCGAUGACGUCUUGCGUAAGUGCCUUUGCAUUCGCAAGCAGCGCCCGCCCAGUGCACUUCUCACGCUGUGACGUCUUUACUUUCCAUGGCUUUCUUAUGUCGCUGGCCGCAGGCUGUCUUCGAGACUUGCGACAGCUCUGGCGUCAGGACGAAGACGAUCCUUCGCGCCUAAUUCCUCGAGUUUACGCCGAGCUCAAUGUGCUGCAAGGGGGCCUGCUGCCACUACUGCUCAAGGCGGUCGAGCUCGGGGGACGAGGCAUGAAAAUUGCUUUGGCUUGCGGUGAGCUUUUGCGUGGCGCACGCUUGAUCACGCCGGCAGUCGGAUGGCGAGAUGCUGAUCUUGCGUAGGAUGCCUCUGCGCAGUGGAUCUGAUCACAACUUUGACAUGGCCUGUGGACGCAAUGGCCGAAUUGAGAGCGGCGAAGGAGCAAGACGAAGACGAUCAUCGCAUAGCUGAGCUCUCAAAGAUCAUCAUCUUGGAGCGCGCUUUGCAGCGCUACAAGGGUGACAUACUCAUCACACGCCUUGGCGAGUCUCAUGGCUCGAAACGUGAUGUGCUCUCCACGAUCAUGAUGCACGUGCUCCUGCCAGCCCUUUCCAAGCCUCGUCCAAACCGCACUGACAGAGACACUGGCACGAUCAGCAUGUGCAUGCACCUCUUCCGGAAUCUGCUGGCUAUCAGAGAUCCCCAAGCUACAGCUUUGAGCAGUGCUGACGUCAUCGCGGCUGCCAGAACCCAGAGCGACCUAAUCGUAUCUAUGCACUCGGCACACAUCCUGGACGCCAUACUCACCAUGGCUAGUGGAGCAGAAACGCGAGAUCUCGAGCCUUGGAGUAGCGUUGCCGGGGAAUGCAUUUACCACAUCUACUCGGGCUCUCGACCUGCAGCAUUGGUCGGCGACCUUUCAGGCAUUGCGCCCGAGUCGACUGAAGCUGGGGCUGCUGCCUCAGUACUGUCGCGGAGGCCCCCGCUCACCUCUCUCGACGUGAGCACAGCUCAUAGCAGCUCAUUGUGCACGGCCUCCCACUGACUCAGAAACCUGCUUCGAUUGACAGAACAAAUCUAUGCGGCCAUCUGCGCUUGCCUCUUCCUUGGAUGGCGAGGCCCGUCAGAAGAAGUCGCAGUUGCUAGCAACCGCAAAUACACGUCACUCUCGCUUUGGAACUGCGAUCAACUUCACAGGCUCAGACGGCCAGCGAAGAGUAUCACGACAGCAGAACGCGUUUCGCAAAACGGCUGACGAACUUAUGACCGAGACGUUGCUGAAGUACAAGCGCAAAGUCCGUAGACGCAAGAAUGCUAAUGAGCAGGGAGCGCCGCGUCACAAGUCCGAGUGGACCAAGCAUGCGAAAGCGGUUCUGCUCGUAUGGACAGAAAAGUUCUUUAGAAUGGGAUUCGAGCGUAAGUGAAGUCGCGUUCUCCCGGGGCGGAGACAGCAUGCAGCGAUGACCGCUUACAAUCCUGUCAACGUCUGCUUACACAGCGCUCACGCGUGCUGUGCUCAAGGACAUUCGACGCGAAAGUGCCAAGGUCGGCAACAUUGAAGAGGCGCGUGUCCGAGCCAUGGAGAUGUCCGUCUUCUUCUUGGAUUACUUCUUGAUGCAAUACUCGGCAGAGGCGCUACGAUCACGCGAACGUAAAGACCGCGAGAAGGGCAUGCGAGCAGCAGACAAAGGCAAAGGCCGCGCUGUGGACACCGACGAGGAUGCUCAGCAAGAAGAGGUCCACAAUCACGAGGCGCAGACAGAUGAUGGAAAAGGUCACGCAGGAACUUGGGACUUCGGCCAAAUCUCCUUUUGGCUUGAACACUGGUCUUUCAAGAUGGCAACCUUGCGCGCCGAAAGCUCACUCGAGAAGCGUGAAUGGCUGGAGUACGUGACUGCCGUCCAGCUUUGGACGUGCCUUUUACGUACGGUGGACGCCAUGUCUCGAAGCUCGAGCGAGCAUCAAAGAGACCUGGCCGAAGGUCUGCAAACGCAACUCUAUUACGAGAGUAGCACGUUGGCGCUCAGCCAGACAAUCAUGCGGAGCUACAAAUCCGCAAGAAGCUUUGCUUGUCUUGAAGCGACUGUUGCGUUUGCGUACACAAUGCCGCGCAUGCUGGAGCGCUACUCCUCCGACAAAGAUAACCUCUACGUGAGGGCGAAAUCGCGCGUGGCAAAGGCUAAAGCUCGUGCGGCACAAGGGGAAGCAGAUGAUCAGGAGGUCGCGGAUUUGGAGAAGUCAGCGAAAGACCAUGCUGAAGUCGUCUACAAAGAACGACGCUUCGAGUUUGACAAGUACCAGUCGCAUAUGUGCGCAUCUGAAGUGGCAGCUGCCGCCGUUGACUAUCUGAGCAGAUGGCGCGACUUCGAAGCGCCACAGGAGCAGCUCUCGGCGGUCAUCGGGGUGAUCCACCGGAUUGCCAUUCGUGCGGCGAAGGUACAGCUUUUCUAUCCAUUCUUCCAUCGUCAGACACUGCGGACUCUUUCAGAGGGGCCAAUGCUGCCGGCUUUGGAGGGCAAAGCACCUAGUGCAGUCAAAGAUGCUCGCAAGAUGAUCCAAUACAUCAUGCACAAGUUUGACAAGCUCUCUGCAGAGGAGAAGCAGCACUACGAGAUGGACAAGACGCCACCCAAGCCUGUGAAAGAGCGCAAGAUGAAGCGAGAAAUCGCCAUCACACCUUCCCAGGGACAUAUCGAAGACAUUCGAAUCGCCGUAUCCCUCCUACUUGAGCUGAACAAGAUUCGCACCGUCAAUUGGAUUAGGGAAGGGUUGGAAUUUGCAAGUUCUGAGCGCGCACAGAUCAUCCGGGAUGCGGAAGCCGAAGAUUAUUCAACGGAGCAACCAACUCUCGAGACGCUAACUAAGUUUGCUGACUUCCGUGAGUAGUGGAGAGCGAAAUACCUACGCUGCUUAAAGAGGUCGUUGAACGCAAGCAAGCAUCACGUAUUUCAUCAGGCAUGCAAUACCCCAAUGAAGACGUCGCGAAUGACGCAACUUAUCUGCCGGAAGCCAAAAUGCUGUGUCGUCUCGUAGGUCUGUCCAGUGAUGAUGGCGAAAUAGGAGGAUGGCGCUGGUGGGUGCCUGCAAGCCUCUUGCCAUCCGAUCUAGAUCAGGACGCCAACUACAUCGACGAAGGAAUUCGCUUCCGAUUUGAUACUGGAGGACUUCCCCUCCGAUCGUUUGUCAAACUUGUGCCCAAGCCGCGCGCUCCUCGGCAAGCACGUGGCAAUAGAUCAGGGUUUUCAGAUGAGGAGGGCUCGCAUGACGAUGCUAGAAGAGCGAGCAGCGUCAUUGCGACAAGCGACGAAGAGGGCGGGGAUGCGUCGACCUCAAGAAAGCACGCGAUCCAGAAGUCUCGAGAGGCUGCCAGCGCUCGCAGACGCACUCGAGGCGGAUCAGGUCAGCCUCGCAAGAAGAAUAGACUACCUGCAUGGACAAGGGGCGAUUUCAUCGAGGACUCGGACGAGGAAAUGGAGGCGGUUGCGAGGCUCAUCGCUCAGCGCGACGCUUCGAACGCUCAGUCGGGCAGCCUUGGCAACCAUGCUUCCGAUGCUGAAGAACAUGGAACGGAGCAAGGUGGGACCAUACGGCGAGUACGAAGCACCAACAGCGACAUCGACGAUGCGUCAGACAGCGAUGAAGCUGGAUCACCGCGGCGGCAUCUUCACAGGCGCGACUCCUCAAAUUCGAGCGGCCGUAGCAAGUCUGGCUCCACCCCAGCUACAAGCUCACCGGCUGCGGAAAUAUCUGGACUUGUCCGCAAAUCAGGCAGUUCAAGUCAACACGGUGACAGAUCCAGUGGAUCGAAUGCGAGGAAUGGUAACGGUCUUUUCCUAGGGCCAGAGGAGAGCGAUGUUGAAAUGCAAGGCCAAGAGACGGACGAGGAGUCGGUGUCGGCGCUUCAAAUGGGUAGCACUGCAUCGCGCAAGACUGCCAGCAAGCGGGGAGCUUUGCUGGACAGCGAAGAUGAACAGGCGGACAGCUCGCUCGAAAAAGCAACCGGAAGAUUGUCGGUCUCGCCGAUCAAGACGCAAGCUCAUGCCAAACGUAGACGCGCUAUCAUCGAAUCGGAGGAUGACGAGUAG
This is a messenger RNA of Ceraceosorus bombacis, 4372 nucleotides long. NCBI's taxonomy places the organism in Eukaryota, Fungi, Basidiomycota, Exobasidiomycetes, Ceraceosorales, Ceraceosoraceae. The record is from the annotation of a GenBank genome assembly.